Messenger RNA from Xiphophorus hellerii (green swordtail), 4719 nucleotides. RefSeq lists its product as uncharacterized. Gene Ontology annotation, cellular component: external side of plasma membrane. The transcript is spliced from 11 exons. The record is from RefSeq and is a predicted model, not a curated record. NCBI's taxonomy places the organism in Eukaryota, Metazoa, Chordata, Actinopteri, Cyprinodontiformes, Poeciliidae. The coding region runs from base 308 to 2920 and encodes 870 amino acids. Gene Ontology annotation, biological process: T cell costimulation; negative regulation of T cell proliferation; positive regulation of T cell proliferation.
GUUAAAUUAAAUAUUAGAGAUCUGCUACAAAAAUCUUCUGGAGAUGUGGUUUUUAAUUCCGUGUUUAGGUUUCUUAGGAAAACAGGUCUAAUAGGGAGAUUAUAGGGAUUAGACAUCUGGUUCAUACUCCAGUCCAGAAGGUGGCGGUAAUGCACCUGAAAGUUGUUUGCCAACCGCCAUAAAACAAAAAGAAGAAGAAGAAGAAGAAGAAGAAGAGCGGAAAGGAGGGCUCCCUCCUCUGGCUCAGACCGUUACAGCCCCACCCUUUUCCGCCUCUGCAGAUCUCUGUCGCAGCGCUAAACGUCGCAUGAAUCUAUAUUUCGGACGGAGAGAUCGACUCAACCAGGAAAUGGCUUCUUCUCUUCCUGCGUCUCUGUUCCUGCUGUCUGUGGUUUUCUGCCAGUUUGUUUCUGCUGCAGAUCAGAACAACGUGAAAAUCAAAGCUACAGUUGGAGAGAGCGUCAUUCUGCCAUGUAAAGAUCCUGACCAGGAGGAGAUUAUAGUUGCAGAGUGGAACAGAACUGACCUGAAGUCAGGAUUUGUCCUCCUGUACAGAGAUUCACAGUUUGAUCCAGCAAACCAGGAUCCAUCUUACAGGAACCGGGUUGAUCUGCUGGUUGGUCAGAUACAGAAAAGAGACUUUUCUUUGAUUCUGCAGAACACAACGACUGAUGACAGCGGAACGUAUAAAUGUCACGUUGUUAAAUCGGACCUUAUGAAGAAACGGAUCAGCUCCGUCAGCCUGGUUGUAGCUCCUCCUCCUCCAGAACCGUUUCCAGUCUGGGCCACAGUUCUACUGGUUCUACUGGUUGCUGCUGCAAUUUAUUACUUGUUCCAUUGGAGUCCAAUCCAACAGGUGGAGGUGGAACCAGGGAGGGAGUCUGUCCUGCUGCUCUUAAAAGUCCCACGCUGCCUGUGGUUCUGUAAAUACAGAAUCUUCCAGCAUGUGGCUAAAGUGGAGUGGAAGGACGAAUACAACAGGACGGUCCAUGUGUAUCCGAACGGUUCUGAUCAGUCUGGAGAACAGGACCUGAUCUACAGAACCAGAACCAAGAUGGAUGAAAACCUGCUGAAGACUGGAGACCUCAGUCUGACUCUAAAGUGGCCCACUGAGAGAGACGAGAAAAUCUUCACCUGCAGAGUCUAUAACAGGAAGGGAGAAAAACUGAUGGAGAAACACGUCUGGCUAAAGGUCAAAGUCCUACAGGUGGUGGUGGAAUCAGGGGUGGAGUCUGUCCUGCUGCCCUGGAGAACCACAGAGGAUCUGGAUGGGGACGUUAAGGUGGAGUGGAAGGACGGAGACAACAGGACGGUCCAUGUGUAUCAGAACGGUUCUGAUCAGCCUGGAGAACAGGACGAGUUCUACAGAACCAGAACCAAGAUGGAUGAAAACCUGCUGAGGACUAAAGACCUCAGUCUGACUCUGAAUCGGCCCACUGAGAGAGACAGAGGGAUCUUUACCUGCAUCGUCUAUAACAAAGCUGGAGACAUCCUGAUGAAGAAACAAAUUAAUCUGAAGGUCGAAGUCCUACAACAGGUGGAGGUGGAAUCAGGGAAGGAGUCUGUCCUGCUGCCCUGCAGAACCAGAGAGGAUCUGGAUGGAGACGUUAAGGUGGAGUGGAAGGACAGAUUCGACAGGACGGUCCAUGUGUAUCAGAACGGUUCUGAUCAGCCUGGAGAACAGGACGAGUUCUACAGAACCAGAACCAAGAUGGAUGAAAACCUGCUGAAGAAUAAAAACCUCAGUCUGACUCUGAGUCGGCCCACUAGGAGAGACGAAGGGAUCUUUUCCUGCAUCGUCUUCAACAGAGACGGAGACAUCCUGAUGGUGAGACGAAUUUGGCUCGAUGUCGAAGUCCAACAGGUGGAGGUGGAAUCAGGGGUGGAGUCUGUCCUGCUGCCCUGCAGAACCACAGAGAAUCUGGAUGGAGACGUUAAGGUGGAGUGGAAGGACAGAUUCGACAGGACGGUCCAUGUGUAUCAGAACGGUUCUGAUCAGCCUAGAGAACAGAACCAGAUCUACAGAACCAGAACCAAGAUGGAUGAAAACCUGCUGAAGACUAAAAACCUCAGUCUGACUCUGAGACGGCCCAGAGGUGAAGACAGGGGGACCUUUACCUGCAGCCUUUACAACAGGAAUGGAGACGUCCUGAUGAUGAAAGACGUCUGGCUAUGGGUCAAAGUCCCAGAGGUGGAGGUGGAAACAGGGGAGGAGUCUGUCCUGCUGCCCUGGAGAACCAGAGAGAAUCUGGAUGGAGACGUUAAGGUGGAGUGGAAGUACAUGGACAACAGGACGGUCCAUGUGUAUCAGAACGGUUCUGAUCAGCCUAGAGAACAGAACCAGAUCUACAGAACCAGAACCAAGAUGGAUGAAAACCUGCUGAAGAAUAAAAACCUCAGUCUGACUCUGAGAUGGCCCACUGGGAGAGACGGAGGGAUCUUCACCUGCAGCGUCUACAACAGAGACGGAGUCAUGCUGAUGAAGAAACAAAUUAAUCUGAAGGUCAAAGCCCUACAGGUGGAGGUGGAAACAGGGGAGGAGUCUGUCCUGUUGCCCUGGAGAAUCACAGAGAAUCUGGAUGGAGACGUUAAGGUGGAGUGGAAGGACAAAGACGACAGGACGGUCCAUGUGUAUCAGAACGGUUCUGAUCAGCCUGGAGAACAGAACCAGUUCUACAGAACCAGAACCAAGAUGGAUGAAAACCUGCUGGAGAAUAAAGACCUCAGUCUGACUCUGAAUCGGCCCACUGAGAGAGACAGAGGGAUCUACACCUGCAGCGUCUACAGAGACGGAGUCGUCCUGAUGAAGAAAGAUGUUGUGCUCUGGGUCGAAGCAGGGACAGACCGGGUCCAACCAGAGGACACCAGGACCGGAAGCAACUCUAUUGAUCAGCCUCUACUGGGUGAUCAAUUAGUCUGAUCAGGUUGAUCAAUCUAUGAUUAUUGAUCCAGCCAGACUUUGGAUCAGAGCCGAUCUCAGUGAAGGUUCUGAUGGACCAACAGAGGACACUUCCUGGUCCUCUGGUCCAGUCUGCAGCCUCUUAUUGAUCACUAUUGAUUAUUGAUGACAGAAUGAAGAUCUGAAGGAACCAGUUCAUGACUGGAACUGGAACUGGUUUGGAUCCAUCAGGGAGGAGAACAGUUCAGUUUGACCCAGGACCUCAUCAUCAUCAUCAUCAUCUUCAUCAUCAUCUUCAUCCUUUUUCUCUUCAAACCCAAAAAUCUCUGAAUUUUUUGCUUCCAGUCCAGAAUUUGGAUCUUUAGUUUAGAGCUGCACUGAUUGUAAUUUUCUGGCCGAUUAUAAAUCUUUAAAAUUUGACCUGCUGGUUCUAAUUUUGGCCUUUUUUUCUGAAAUGUUGCUGCAUAUCAGGAGAAAGUUGCUGAGUUGCCAACAGACUGACUGCAAACAUUGAGUUCUGACCCGGUGGGCCGGUCUGCCAGUCAAACGUCUCUCUGAUUUCUAGACCUUCGCUGAGGAAGAGAAAAUCGUCUUCAUGUCUAAAUAUCGGCUGAUAUUUCAGGAAAUCAGCUCAGAUAAAAUGACUGGCAGAGAAAUUGUUGCACCAAAGAAAACCUGGAAAUAUUUUGUUCCUUUAUGGUUCAUGUAAAGUCCAGUUACACUUAUUGCAUUUAUUAAUCUUUAUUACAUUAUAAUGCAGAUUAUUCUAGUCCUGGAUUAUAAUCUAACUCUGACAAUCAUCCUAAAGUGUCCAUCUGGUUUCUAUAUGAAUCCUGCCUUAUUAAUGUUUUCAUUAUAAAUAAUAGAAGCUUCUUUAUUUCACUUUUUUAUUUUAGACACAAUUUGAUUGUAAAAGUGAAAACCUACUAACACCAUAAACUGUUAUUUUAUAAAAUACAGAAUUUGAACAUAGUUCCAGAUUUCUGAUCACUAAAUGUUUUCAUUUCUGACUGAAAUAUAUUUUAUGCCUCAUUUUAUCCAUUUGUUACAUUUUGCUUUCAUGUUAAUGUGAAUUUAAAGACAAAACUUUGAAUUUUAAACCUCCAGAAUGAAGAUCUAAUUUAUUACCAAAAGAUCAUGAAAUAAUUUGAUCACUAAUAUAAUUAUUCAAUAUAUUUAGUCAGACAUCAGCUGAAGCUCUAGAAUGAGUUUUUCUAUACAUGUUACUAUUUACAGUGUUCAUAUUCUAUGCUUGUAUAUCUACUAUAAUGAUAUUUCAUGCUUGUAUUUUUUAUUAUGAAUUUUUAGAUUUAUUUUACAUUUUCUCGGCGCUUUAAGGCUGAAUGAAUCUGAUUCUCUGGUUUCUGAGUUUUUCUCUGCUGGUUUUAUUUUCAGUCAGGAUGAAAAAAUAUUUUUUAUUUUAAAUCUGGAUGUUUCCUGAAUCUGCAGAAUCAAAUUGAGAAUCAUUUGAAUUAUUGAUCCCUAAUAACAGAUGAACUGAUUGGUACUGAAGGUUAAUCAAUAUUUAUUUAAUCAUAAAUAUCUAUUUCACUGGCUGGAAUCCAUGGAUAUACAGAGUUUUUAUUAAUUUGGCUGGAAAAUAACGUUUUAUUUUCAGACCAAAUCAGUUUCCAGAUUUUAUAGAUUUUUUUAGUUUAAAAUGAAAACAGAAAAUAUUUUCAAAACUUUGUUUUCUUUACUGAUUUAUUUCGUCCCUUCAGGGAGUCGACCUGAAUCCAAACUAAAACAUCCUGGUUGGUCCUGAUUUCACUCUGAACUACAGAAAACCAAAAAAAAUCCAGAUUUUCCAAAAAUUAAAU